Messenger RNA from Colletotrichum abscissum, 453 nucleotides. RefSeq lists its product as uncharacterized. The transcript has 2 exons. The record is from RefSeq and is a predicted model, not a curated record. Bases 1 to 453 code for a protein of 150 amino acids. NCBI's taxonomy places the organism in Eukaryota, Fungi, Ascomycota, Sordariomycetes, Glomerellales, Glomerellaceae.
AUGCCGACGCCAAACCGCUCGCUGCCUGGCCAGGAUGAACAGCGCCCAUCGUUCCUUGGUGGGUCCGCAGCCGCACCAUCUGCCUCGAGCCACCCUGGAGCUGGCCGUGCGCCGUCUGUGGCUUCGUCACCAGAGACGCGGCAUGCGGCAAUUCGGUCUACCCUGUUCACCGAUCAUGAGCAGUUCGAGGCUCUAUCGUCGGAGCUGCAGCAGAAUGUCCUUGGGGCAUUCGACUGGCUCUUGCUCUCUCAGAAAAGACGGGACGUUUUAGAAGUAGAGCGACGCGCAAAACAAGCCAAAGCUAACGCAAGGCAAGCCGAGGCUGACUGGUUGGCCAAGGCCAUACGCUCCAUCGAGGAGGCCGACCAGGACGCCAUUAGCUUCCUACGCAGCGUUUUGCUGAGUGAUGACGGUGAACAUGGCUCGUCCGGGCUGUAUUCAGAAGCCAACUGA